AUGGCAAAACCCAAAAAUGAAAGCCUGCCAAACCGGCACGCAUACACGCGGGUAUCCUACCUGCACCAGGCCGCCUCAUACCUAGCGACUGUGCAAAUCCCAGACGCCCAAGUGCCCUCAAACUCAUCACGGCCUCACCAAGAUGCUCGACUCGCUGGGCUCGAGAAGAUGCGCUCUACGACCGAGAAGGUCGCCCGGCGGUUCGUAUCCGACAUUCGAGCCGUCUCUCUCAAGGCUCAAAUUCGCCCGAGCCCGUUGGUCAAGCAGACGAUGUGCAAGUUCUGUGACUCACUGCUCAUCGAGGGCAAGUCGUGCACUACGACGGUUGAAAAUCUGAGCAAGGGCGGGAAGAAGCCUUGGGCCGAUGUCAUGGUCACGAAGUGCAAGACCUGCGGCAACGUCAAGCGAUUUCCCGUCAGCGCGCCCCGGCAGAAAAGACGACCAUUCAGAGACUCCAAGGCUGUCGAAGAGCAGGACACGAUGGCUGAGGUUUCUGCUCCGUCAGCCCCAAGUGAAUGA
This is a messenger RNA of Colletotrichum orchidophilum, 519 nucleotides long. RefSeq names its product RNAse P Rpr2/Rpp21/SNM1 subunit domain-containing protein. The coding region runs from base 1 to 519 and encodes 172 amino acids. Gene Ontology annotation, cellular component: nucleolar ribonuclease P complex. The transcript has a single exon. NCBI's taxonomy places the organism in Eukaryota, Fungi, Ascomycota, Sordariomycetes, Glomerellales, Glomerellaceae. Gene Ontology annotation, biological process: tRNA processing. The record is from RefSeq and is a predicted model, not a curated record.